AUGAGCGCGGGGAAGCUGAGGCUGUCGUAUUGGGUCUUGCCCAUCAUCUCGGGCGUGGUAUGGCUGGCCACCCUGCUAGGCAUGCUCUUGCAAUGGGUCGUCAACGAUAACAAGAGGCACCUCCCCUCCAUGAACGCCGAAUCCACCAUCCCCUACAUCAGCAACAUUGGCGCCCAUGAAAUGAAGCCUCUCUUUAUCACCGGCUGCGUCAUCACCACCAUCUUCCUUGACCUCUCCUUCGCCUCUGACCGUUGGUUGCGCCACAACGGCCGUUUAGUACCCAACGUCACACUCUUCGAAAAGGUCCUCUCUGGACUAACCAUCUUAUUCGCCAUCGUCGGCACCGUCGGCCUCAUUUUGCUCUCCAUCUUCGAUACCUACCAUCACAAGCGCCUGCACAACAUCUUCUUGGCCCUCUUCAUCGGAGGCUACUUGAUAAGCGCCAUCUUCAUCUGCUGGGAGUACCAGAGACUAAGAACCAAUCAUCGCGAGCAUAGUAUCCUCCGCACCUCCUUCCGCAUCAAGCUCGCCUUCAUCAUCCUCGAGCUCAUCCUCAUCAUCGCCUUUGGCGUCUGCUCCCGCGUCAAACGCCGCAACGCCGCCGCCGUUCUCGAAUGGAUCAUUGCCUUCAUCUUCUCCGCCUACGUCUUCUCCUUCAUCGUCGACCUCUGGCCCGCCAUGCACACCAAGCCGGCUCGCCGCUCCCGGCUCCACCGCCAUUCCUUGGGCAUGGGCGGUGCCCACGGAGCGUGCGAUUCUAGCUCCGGAUCGGCGGUGCAUAGAGACUGGUCCCCGAGAGAGAUGGAGGAGGCCAACCCCAAUGACCUUCCAAUGCAGCCGAGACAGGCGCAUAUGGAUAGGGUCCCGAAUAACUUUUAA
Molecule: messenger RNA, 879 nt
Organism: Parascedosporium putredinis
Lineage: Eukaryota; Fungi; Ascomycota; Sordariomycetes; Microascales; Microascaceae
Source: the annotation of a GenBank genome assembly